Cladophialophora bantiana CBS 173.52 is the source of this 2172-nucleotide messenger RNA. RefSeq lists its product as uncharacterized. The record is from RefSeq and is a predicted model, not a curated record. The coding region runs from base 1 to 2172 and encodes 723 amino acids. Lineage: Eukaryota; Fungi; Ascomycota; Eurotiomycetes; Chaetothyriales; Herpotrichiellaceae. The transcript is spliced from 3 exons.
AUGGCUGAGGGUGGUUCGUACACAGUGUCCGGAGAUCGAGCACGAUGGAUCUACCAGGAGAGCCUCAAAUGGAAAAGGGCCAAUCCAAAGAGCUCUCCUCCAGUGUUCCUACCCCGUCGCUUGAGUAUUCAUUCUGACAAGGACCAACCGAUAAUGUAUACAAGUGAGGAGAAAGCCCGUCGAGCCCGGCAGAGGUGCCAAGCUUAUUACUAUGCCGCACAAGAUCCCGAGUACCAUGUCUCUCUGUUAGAUAGGGCUGUGGGAUCAUUGCUGCGUUGCAACUUCGAUGGAAGCCUCGAUGAAGAUGCUGUCGUUACGGAAACAUGCACCCUGUUAUUCCGCCCGUCGCGAACCCCACAACUUCCCGCCUCUCUCUUCGCAAAGGUCAAUACGCACGCACUACCUUGGCUCUAUUUUGGGGGCGCUCAAUCUGGCUGUCUCCGCCAUGAGUUGACGUUUGUUGGCACGAUGCAGAACUAUGUGAACACCAUUGCACAGUUGCUUGAAACAGUUUUUGACCUCUCGGCCCGCACAGACGAUACUGCCGCUGAAAGACACUGGCUGGUUGCUCGGAGCUUUCUCUGGACAUGUUGGAGCCGUACUGUGAUGCUUCAUUUCCACUAUCACCUGGAUUUGCAACUGCGAGGCGGAUACGAUGCCGAACGAAACGAAUUCCUGAACAUGCACCAACCACUACCAGCCUAUGGGACAACUCCGGAUGCCUCGGAGAACUUGCCAGAGUAUAUGUGCAGCUGGGCCUUUGGUCUCUUGAAAUUGGAUAGAGCUUCCAUAGGACAAGAUUUCUGCGACUUUCGAAGCCGAUUUUGUUCCAUGUUUGGCGACAAGCCAGGGGGCGUGUGCAUGAAGAUAAUCGACCAAUCGGCGCACGAUUUUCAGUGUAACGGUGAUUAUGAAAUGAUGGUCUGGGACGAAGUCAGCUAUAGAAACAUUGAAGGCGCAAGAGCCAUUUCCAUCAUGCAUUCUCACAGAGCCACCAUUCGAUAUUGUCAAGUGUCUCCUAAAACACUAAGAGUCUCACAUGUGCGGGCUCACGGUGCUGGAGGCAGACCCCAUACAGGAAUGAAUGCCUGCCUGUUUGCACGACUCGUUCAGCUCGCUCGCGUGAAUGAGCGUGACUCGUACUGGAUGGGUACACCUUGUAUUCCAGAGAGUCAUGAACUUCGUUCCGAGGCGGUGGUCAAUAUAAACGGAAUCUUCACCGUGAGCAGGAUGACACUUAUCUGGGGUCGCGACAUUAUGUCCAUCGAUAUUAGCGACGGCUCAAUAGAGAAGAUGGAAACCCUUCUCUCCGUCCUCCUCGUUUGCGACCGGAACAUCAGGUCUUGGACAUUGCUCGAGUCCAUGAGAGCGCGUCACAACGUUCAUCUUCUCUGCAAAGACAACAAAAUCGUCUCACUCAAGGAAUGCCUCACAAGAGUUCACGAAAAGGGAGUGAUUGCUAUCGCGAACCUAUUCCUCACACAUCAGCAGCUCCUUCCGGCUCAAGCUCCAUCACCUUUCGAUAAAAAUCCUAGAGGCGAGAUUGUCAGACGUCGAGAUGGUUAUAUCUCUGUGGAAGAGUCCAUUUGUUUGCUGGCUUAUCGACAUGCGUCGCGCCUGAGCGAUAGCAUUGCUAUCAUGAGCUUGUUACACGAUACCACACCGGCCUACACUGCGGAGAUGUUCUGGAAAUCGAAAGUUAAUAGUAUGGUCCAUAUGGGAAUCCUGUUCUCUGCUCAUCCAAGGCUUCGGCGCAAGGGCUUCGGUUGGGCUUCAGCUCAACCAGAGGUGUCUCGCCUUGCUAUAACCCCGAGCUCACAAUCGCCGAUACUGCAUCUGGCAUACGACGGCUCCGGAACUCCUGUUGCACUGAUCACAAGAGAUGGUCUGGAUGCGGAGUUCACAACGUUCGAAGUCUUCACAACCUCACCACAUAGGCUCCCAACUCUGAAAAACUUAAAGGAUCUUUUCGUCCGUAACGAGCACAAUUGCUUUGCUUGUCCCUCACAUCGAGCUCAAGAGGGCUUCCAGCUACAUAAACAUCGUCGUGCGCUAUUUGUGCUCCCUUCCAAACCCGCCGUCACCAGUGCAAUGUAUCACGUUUACCGUGGACCCCGUAACGGCGCAUUUUCUGGGGUAAUCGGCUCGGAUGACAAGGCUCGGAACAUCUAG